This is a messenger RNA of Patiria miniata (bat star), 742 nucleotides long. RefSeq names its product 60S ribosomal protein L31-like. Gene Ontology annotation, molecular function: structural constituent of ribosome. Lineage: Eukaryota; Metazoa; Echinodermata; Asteroidea; Valvatida; Asterinidae. Gene Ontology annotation, biological process: cytoplasmic translation. The record is from RefSeq and is a predicted model, not a curated record. The coding region runs from base 89 to 460 and encodes 123 amino acids. Gene Ontology annotation, cellular component: ribosome; cytosolic large ribosomal subunit. The transcript has 5 exons.
CGACAUGAAACAGCCGUUGAUCAUCAUCUGGACAAUUACCCACAGUGCCUUGUCCGUUCUUCCGGCCUCUUUUUAAUGCCAAUGCACGAUGGCCAAGAAAACUGACAAGAAGAAGGCUCGUUCAGCCUUGAACGAGGUGGUGACGAGAGAGUACACCAUCCAUCUGCACAAGCGCAUCCAUGGAAUUUCUUUCAAGAGACGCGCCCCUCGGGCCAUCAAGGAGAUCCGUAAGUUUGCCGUGAAGAUGAUGGGAACUGAAGAUGUGCGAGUAGACACAAGACUCAACAAGCACAUCUGGUCAAGAGGAGUCAGGAGCGUACCAUUCAGAGUGAGGGUACGUCUGGCCAGGAAAAGAAACGAAGAUGAAGACUCUCCACACAAACUCUACACACUUGUCACCCAUGUUGAUGUCCCCACAUUCAAGGGUCUACAGACUGUCAACGUUGACAGUGAAGAUUAGGUCGUCAACAUCAGGUCGCCAAGGAGUCGUCAGGAUAAGGUCAAAGUUCAGGUCAUCCAUGUCGCCGUCAUCAAUAAUUAAACCUACUAUGCCACUCAAGGAUUCCCAAUCAAGUACACGUACAUGUACAUUGUACUGGGACAGCAAAGAAUUCAUCUUCAAUGCUUGAUGCGUUUUAUUUAACGUAAAACUGAGGGAGUAACACAUUGAUAGUGUAUCAUUGUAUCAUUGAAUUGGCUAUCAACAAUAAAGAACAUCACCUGUACAACAAGGUUAUUGUAA